Messenger RNA from Cololabis saira (Pacific saury), 2212 nucleotides. It is a transcript of the gene clk4b, whose product is annotated as CDC-like kinase 4b. The transcript has 13 exons. Bases 141 to 1655 code for a protein of 504 amino acids. NCBI's taxonomy places the organism in Eukaryota, Metazoa, Chordata, Actinopteri, Beloniformes, Belonidae. The record is from RefSeq and is a predicted model, not a curated record. Gene Ontology annotation, biological process: regulation of RNA splicing; protein phosphorylation. Gene Ontology annotation, cellular component: nucleus. Gene Ontology annotation, molecular function: protein tyrosine kinase activity; ATP binding.
UUGCCAGAGAAAGCUCCACCCAGAUUAACGGAAGGUCGCCAUCUUUCAGGACCACAACUCGGAGUCCGCUCUUAAGAUUUUUAGUUCACAAUCUUCCGACAGACAGUAUUUCUUUAUUUUUUUGACUUUAACAUCUCUCGAUGAAGAUGCGUCAUUCAAAGCGCAUGCGCUCCCCGGGUGUCUGGUUAGACGAGUACAGCUGGGAGGAAAGAAUGGAGUGUCGUAAACGCAGGAGAUGUGAUUCACACAGCAGCGACAGAGAAAAUAGAUCCAGAAGAGAUUACCAACCCUAUAAGACGUAUGAAGGGCACUACCUGGAAAUGCGCAGUCUAAACCCCAGGCUGGAUACUGGUUACACCCAGCACAACAGUUUGGACAUGGCCUAUGACGAUGACAUUCGUGACGGCGCCUGCAAGGAAAGAGACCGCGAUUGGCACCACUACAGCAAGUCCUCUGCCCGUAGUGGUCGCAGCAGACGCACCAGUCGCAGGCCGCGAGACCGAAAAAACAGACAUAGCCGUACUCAGCACCGGUCCUCCUCGAGGAGGAGCCAUCGCCGCAGGAAAAGAUCCAGGAGUGUUGAGGAUGAUGACGAGGGUCACCUCAUCUAUCACAGUGGAGACAUGCUGAGAGCGAGAUAUGAGAUAGUGUGUACUCUAGGAGAGGGUGCCUUUGGAAAAGUCGUCGAAUGUAUUGACCACUCAAAUGAUGGGGCCAGAGUGGCUCUGAAGAUCAUUAAAAAUAUAGACCGCUACCGAGAGGCAGCUUUGUCUGAGGUAGAGGUACUUAAACAGAUCAAUUCCCUCGACACCGAUAAGAGAUAUUCUUGUGUGCAUAUCCUGGACUGGUUUGACUACCACGGACAUAUUUGUAUUUCUUUUGAGCUGCUUGGCCUCAGCACAUAUGAUUUCCUGAAGGAAAACAACUUUCUGCCUUUCCCCAUUGAUCAAAUCAGGCACAUGGCCUACCAGAUCAUCCGAGGUGUAAAAUUUCUGCACAAAAACAAGCUGACUCACACAGAUUUGAAGCCUGAAAAUAUUCUCUUCAUUAAUUCAAACUAUGAUAUGGAGUACAACCGCGAAAAGAGACGAGAUGAAAGGACACUGAAGAACCCAGAUGUGAAAAUCGUGGACUUUGGUAAUGCCACGUACGAUCAUGAGCACCAUACAUCUGUGGUGUCAACGCGCCACUAUCGCGCUCCUGAAGUUAUUUUGGACUUGGGCUGGGACCAUGCUUGUGAUGUCUGGAGUAUAGGUUGUAUACUCAUUGAGUACUACCUCGGAACAACCCUCUUCCAGACACACGAUAGUAAAGAGCAUCUUGCUAUGAUGGAGAGAGUCCUGGGUCCCAUCCCUACAAACCUUCUGGAUAAAACUAAGAAACGGCGAUAUGUUCAUCGAAACCGGUUGGACUGGGAUGUUAACAGCUCUACAGGAAGAUACGUCAAGAAACACUGCAAGCCCCUCAAGAAUUACAUAAGUUGUAAGGACGAAAACCACCAGCAGCUUUUUGACCUCAUAGAGAAGAUGAUGGAGUACGACCCAGCAAAGCGUCUCAGCCUGGAACAAGCUCUUCGACACCCCUUCUUCUCCUCCUUCUACGGCAGCAAGAGCAGCAAGAGCACCACCAGAAGCAGCAGCAGCGGUAGCAAAUGAGGCCAUUGAACCAGGAAACGUUUGACCUGUAUUCCUGGUCAGGGUUCCCUCAGCACCGGGACAUUUUUCAGGGUGCUCAGAAAUGGCCUCAACUUCCUGACUCUCCAGGAGAGAUGCAUUCUGACUGUAUCAGUCACUGCCCUGCUGCGUCACGUCCUCCACACCAACAUGUUUAAGUCUCAAUAAGUCACAUGUGCUUGUUUUGCUGUAAUUAAGUCCUACCCCAUAGGUGAUGUCUAUUUAUUUGAUUUUUUUUUUUAUAUAUAUAAUUUCAAAAGGUAACAUCUGAACAUAUUCUGGUAUAACCUUUUUUUUUUUUUUUUAAUUAAAGAGGCCUUUUCCCCCCUUUUUCUUUUGUACUUUGUGAAGUUGAUGUUUAACGUGACUUAAAAAAAUCUUAAUCCAUGAUCAGUCUCACCAGGACUUUCAUAUGGUAUUGUUGAUGUAAAAAAGAAACCAUUGAGGGCAGACAACUUGUACAUACACACUGUUUUGUUAUUCCACAGAAUGUUUAUGUAAUUUUUGCAUAUAAUGUCUCAAUAAACCUGAUGACAGAA